AUGGCGCCGCUGCUCAGCGCCCCCUCUCGGCGCUCUGUCUCGACGUGUGAGGACCUUCUCUUCGCGGACGUUUGUAAAGUUCUUGAGCGCCUGACCGACCCCUUCUCGAAGCCUGCAAACAAACUUCAUUUCUUCGCACGCUAUUUGCGUCGCUUCUCUCAUCUUCCCGCCGGGGCGUUGUAUCCGCUCCUGCGUCUCUUUCUGCCUCAACUGGAUCGGCGGCGGCCUCCUUCGCAGCUGAAGCAGCCCCUGCUUGCGCGGGUGUAUGCCCAAAUCUUCGCACUGCCGCCCGCAGCGGCGGCUCGCCUAAGGCUCUACAAAGACCCGGCGGCCGCGGUCGCGGCGUCGGUGGCGACCGCAGGGACGGUCGCGGCCAAGGUCGGCGAUUUUGGAAGUUUCGUCGCGGCAACUGUCAAACAGAGAGUCGGGCGCAGGCCCGGCGUCGUUACGGUGGGACAAUUGAACAGGGAACUGGAUCUCGUAGCGCUCGCGAGCAGCACCGCGGAGAAAACUGCGAUUCUGCAGGGCCUGCUUCCGCGGCUUAUGGUGGACGAGCACAAGUGGUGCAUGCGAAUUUUGAUGAAGGAGGUGAAGUUGGGCGGACUCAGUGGAGAGAGAUUGUUGACGCUCCUGCACCCGGACGCGAGGAAAAUCAUCAACCGGUGCUCAGAUCUCAAGAGCACCUUGGACGUUAUUGAAGAAGAAAACACUGGAGACCAGGCGGAUGGCGUCAAGAAGGAGCGCCGGGUCGGAGAAGAGGAGGGACAACCCGAGCGCGGACAGAACCUUCGGCUGCUUUUCCAGCCCCUCCGGCCGAUGCUCGCGCAGCUCGUGCGUCCCGUGGCCUCUGACAUCCGCAUCGAGCUUUUCGGCGAAGAUGGAAGCUCUCCCGCAGGAGACAGAAGGAACGCAGACCAGCAGGACGACGACGGACUGCAUGCGAGCCCAAGUCGUGGAGUCGCUGCGUCGCGGUCGCCGUCGCCGUCGCCGCCGGUCGUGCCUCGUCUCUACUUCAUGGAGAGGAAGUACGACGGCGAGCGGCUGCUAGCGCAUAUUGACAAAACGCUGCUAGGAUCCUCGCGCCCUACGGUGCGCCUCUUCUCCCGUCGCGGCAAAGACUACACCGCGCGCUAUGGCGGAGAAGAGGCCGCCGACAGCCAGCCGCAUGUGCCGCCAGUCCCUUUUGCCUCUCGGCCAGCUCCCUCGCCUUCGUCCUCUUCGCUGGCCGUCGGCGAUACGCAUGUGACCCUGAAAUGCGAGCGCAGGUCUCAAGAAGAAAAAACGGAAAUCGAGUCAAAGCAGUUCACAGGCGAGACAGGCGGAGUCUCGCCGGCGUGCGAGCGAGACAGUGAAGAGACGGCGAAAAGUGGCGCUCUGCGCGGCCUAGCCAGUUUGCUCUUCGAGGCCCUGAGAGGUGCGCAGGCCAUUCUGGACGGCGAACUGCUCGCCUGGGACAACGAACUGGGCACGUUUCUUCCUUUCGGCACCAACAAAAGCGUCGCAGCCGCGGAGACGGCUCGCUGUCACCUGUCCUACGUGGUUUUCGAUGUGUUGUACUACCGGAACCACGACGGCCAAGAGUACUCACUCCUCAACAUGCAGCUCAAGGAUAGAAAAGUCUUGCUUGAGCGCAUUCUACGGCUUGCAGGAAACCGCAUCAUGCUCGCGCCCUUCUCCGCUGCCACGCGCGCGAACCAAGUCAUCGACGCCUUGAACGUCGCCAUCGAGAACCGCCACGAGGGAAUCGUCGUGAAGGACGCGCACUCCUUCUAUCACCUCCACUCGCGACGAGGAGGUUGGUACAAACUCAAACCGCACCUAGGCAGCCUUCCGGACACGUUGGACGUGAUUGUCAUUGGCGGCUUCUUCGCCCAAGGCCCGAAGCGGCGUGACUUUGCCUCAGCUCACCUGAUUGAUCAUUGUUCGCACUUCCUUUUGGGAGUCCUGGAGGGCGACGGCGGAGCCGAGGCAAAGCGCGUCAAGUCGUUCUGCAAGGUCGGCACAGGUUUUUCUUUCUCCACGUUGGCGGACAUCAGGAAUUUCCUUCGGCCUCACUGUCAACGCUUCCAGGAGGCAGAUCCCCCGGAGUGGCUGCGCGGAUGCAAGUUCAACGCAAAUACGCGAAUGGAUGUGACGUGGCCGCCGUGGCGGAGCUUCGUCAUGGAAGUACGAGGCGCGGAGCUCUUGCCUGGAGCCGAGUUUGAUGUCGGCGCCACGCUGCGCUUUCCUGUCGCUGUGCGGCCGUUUCGCCGCGACAAGGCGUGGUACGAGGCGAUGUCAGAGCACGCUUUGCACGACUUUUUCGCGCUAGCCGAAGAGCGAGGAGGUCGCCUUCUGUCUCAAGCCUUCUCGCGUUCCCGCGGAGAGGAAAGGGAGAAGGAGAAAGGAGUCGCAGAUGGUGCAGGACGCCCAAGUCUUGAGCGAGGAAGGCCGCGAGGCGACGGCGCGGGCCCCUUUUACCAGAACUCUGACGAGGGGUCUGAGGCUGAAGGCGACACCUCCGAAGAAGAGAGAGGAGUAGAGGACGAGGACGGCGAAGGCGGUGGAGCAACGAGACGAACCAGGCUGAGUGACGCGUCCUUCGGCGACAGGCACGAAGGCGGCAGGCCGGCGUUUUUCUCGGCGCAUCACAGGAGUCAGAAUUUGCUUCACCAUUAUUCUUUUUCGCUGCGGCCAGGCGAGGCUCUCCCGAGCCCUUCUGCGUCGCCGGCUCGCCGAAGUCCCGGCGCGCCUCGCCCGCAGAGUCUGUCGGCUGCCUCUUCAUUUUCUCCUCUGGCGCUCUUGGCGCCCUUCAGGUCGACCGACACUUCGCGGAUCGAGCCGUGCUCCAGCGCUCUGGGGGGGACGAAAAUGUGGAUUGUGUCGGGGGACGAAGACGCCUUCCCAAAGGCUUCUCUGGAGGCUCUCGUGGCGCACAUGGGCGGGCGAGUCUCUCAGACGCUCUCGCCCUCCGUCUCGCACAUCAUCGCCGCCGGUCCGACGUUCAGGACGAGAGCCAUCGCUGCAGCCGCCUCGCAGCUGGCAGAAGACCCAGCUGGAAAGCGCGGCUCCCCUUUCGCCAGGAAGCGGAAAAGGCCCUCUGCUGCCUCACUGGCCGCGGCCCAGGCUGCCGGAUCUCGUGAGUCGUCUUCCGCGACUUCGCCGCUCUCCUCUGCGGCCUCUGUCGCUUCCCCUGGCUCGGCCGCCUCCCCGCUGACCCGCACGUUUGCUGUGCCGCCACGUGUUCCGCCGGUCGUGCACUUCCGGUGGCUGCUGGAGUGUGCCGAAAACGACACACUCGUGCCUCUGCGACCAUCCCUCGUGAUCCACGGCACGCCAGAAACCGAACGAGAGUUCGCGCGUCAGUUUGAUGCGUUUGGCGACGCCUAUUUCGAGGCGGAGCCGCCCACGGAGCGAGGCCGGAUGCGGCUGCUGGAGCUGCUGCAGCACGCAGUCCAAGUGGCUGGAAAAAGCGACGAGACGGCCGUACAGAGCGACGCACGUGAGACAGAGCAAGCCAAGGGGCUGAGCCGCCAGCAACGCGAGGACGGGGAGGAGGCCGGCGAAGCUGCUUUGAAUCUGCCAGGCAGACGCGGGCCUCGAGGACGCGGGGUCCACGACGACAGGAGUGCAGCAGACCGCGAGCUCCGAGGCGGAAACCGGGGUCGCGAAGCCGAGCAAACAUCGUUUUUUGUCAGCGGCGUAGAUGCCAGCGACGUUGAUCAAGAGCUGAGAGAGAUUCUUCGACGAGAGGAUCAUGAACCGGGUGGCGCCGCGAAAGGCGUCACGGAAGCUAACGCAUUCCACAGCAUGCGACUCUAUGUGGAGGCUGACGACAUCGCCUGGACGUCGCCAGCGUUGCAGCCUGUCAAGCAGCUCCUCGACGGGAAAGAAAGGAGUUCCGACAAAUCCGGUGACUGCUGGAGCAUUUCUACCUGCUCACAUGCGGCCUCUCCUCGCCGUCCCAUCCCGCAUGCCUCUUCAUCCGACGCGUGCGCUUCCGCUUCCUCUUCAGACUCUGGUGCCGGCCCCCAUUCAGCCUCACUCAGUGCGGAGCUGUGUGAGAGGCUUGAGAUCCAAUACCGGGCGUCUUUGGUCGCCCUCUGCUCCGUGCGUGGUGCACGAUAUUCGAUGUAUUCAUGCGCGUGUGUCUGUCCUCCCUCUGCUAGUCUGGUGGCAAGCCCGACUUCAGCAACGCACAUUCUUCUAGCUGCACGCUCGUCGGCACAAGACGGUCACCAGGUGACGCGCCUGUUGGAGAACCAGGAUCAAGAAGGUGGAGAGGAAACUGAAUGGCGUUCGGAGGGAGUGGACGGAAAGGGCGUGGAAAGGGGAACGCACAUGCUAGGGGUAGGAACAGAAGUGGAGCCUGAAGGCGAGCGGAGACGCAAACAGCGAACGGAACGAGCCCAGCAGGGCGCUGUCCCGCGGCCUCAGUUCAUAACCGAAGAGAUGCUUGCUGCCAUGUUAAGCGAAGAUAGUCUCACUACCGGAGGCAGGGACGAUGAAACAUGA
This is a messenger RNA of Besnoitia besnoiti, 4494 nucleotides long. RefSeq names its product ATP-dependent DNA ligase domain-containing protein. The record is from RefSeq and is a predicted model, not a curated record. Bases 1 to 4494 code for a protein of 1497 amino acids. Gene Ontology annotation, biological process: double-strand break repair via nonhomologous end joining; nucleotide-excision repair, DNA gap filling; DNA recombination. Lineage: Eukaryota; Apicomplexa; Conoidasida; Eucoccidiorida; Sarcocystidae. Gene Ontology annotation, cellular component: DNA ligase IV complex. Gene Ontology annotation, molecular function: ATP binding; DNA ligase (ATP) activity; DNA binding. The transcript has 15 exons.